GCUUCACUUGCGACAGUUGUCGUUCGGUCGCUCUCAAAGAAUCAUCUCGGCUUCAUCGUAAACCGUCUUCGCUCGAAAGACUUUUAGAAAAACCCUCCAAAAGUAUUCGAAAGAAUCUCAAACGCGUUUCUCAAUUAAAUCUCGAAAAAAUUUUAUUGAGUAAUUUUUCGAGUAUUUUUCAAGAGACUGUCAAACGAUUUUGAAGGAACUUUUAGAGUCUCGUGAGCAGCUAUUGACAGAACUAGAAAGAAAUUAGUGUAAACAUCAGUUACGAAAUUCCAGGAUGGUGAAUCUAAAAAACGCCUUCGGGGCUGACGAGCUUACCGAUAAGAAGGCCGGUCUUCCUCGUGGUCUUUUGGCAGAAUUUCUCGGCACUCUGUUGCUCAAUUUCUUCGGCUGCGGUGCUGUGGUAACUGAAAAUGUUGUCGCCAUCGGUUUGGCUUUUGGUCUGGUGGUGGCGAGCGCGAUUCAGGGAAUAGGUCACGUUUCUGGCGGUCACGUCAACCCUGCAGUCACGUGCGGUCUCAUCAUCAUCGGCAAGGUGCCGAUCAUCAGGGGCAUCCUGUAUAUCAUUGCGCAAUGUGCGGGCGCAAUCGCAGGCUCGGCGAUUCUGCGAGCUCUUUCAGCGGAUACAUCGGAGGAUGCUCUGGGUGUAGUGAAGCUCUCUAAGGGAAUUACUCCGGUCCAAGGACUCGGCGUGGAGUUCUUCCUAGCAUUGAUCUUGGUCCUGGUUAUUUGCGGUGCGUGCGAUGCCGCUAAACCAGACAGCAAAGGCAUCGCGCCUCUCUUAAUCGGCCUGGUGGUCACCGUCGGCCAUAUUGUCGGCGUGCCGCGAACAGGUGCCGGGAUGAAUCCGGCGCGUUCGCUGGGUAGCGCCGUGGUGAUGGGCGCCUUCGAUGAUCACUGGGUAUACUGGGUAGGACCGAUUAUGGGAGGUAUCGCCGGUGCGCUAAUUUAUGUACACGCAGUUGGGCCCGCCAAGGAACCGGAAAUCCCCGCUAGGACCUACGCCUCCGUUGCCAGCGAGGAGAAGGAGAGGUUCGAGUAUAUUGACAGCGGACAUAACGGACUUUAAGCUCCAGAAUCUUACCGCCAGGAAACACGUCAAUCCUGCUUGAUGCUCUAAUCAACACUUUAACAAUCUCGUCAGUUCGCAAAUUGUGUUAUCGAUAAUACAUAUACGAUAAGAAUUAUUAGACGGCUUUUAUUGUGAAAAGUACGAAGCGCAAACUGCAAAACUGAAGUUUAGUAUUGCUUUUUAAAAGAAUAAUAUUUUUAACAAAACAUCGGUUUGUAAUGAUCGCUAAAAACGAUCUAGAGAUGCAAUUAUUGCAAUCAUAAUUAAUUUUAAAAUAAAAAUUUUUGUACAGGAUUUUCACAUUUUUGUUGACUUUUGUAACAAUUCUGUUGAAAUAAAAGCAUUAAUUUAAUCUUAUAAACAUAUUAUAAUGCCAAAUAUAAUAAUUUUCAAGAAUUUUUUUUUGUAAAAUGUUGCCAAUUCAUAAAGAUUUUCAUUAAACACAUAAAUUAUAUAAUUAAAUAAAAGUUUAAUUAUAUCAUACGUUUCUAAAUCGUCUUGAAUCAUAUAAGAUAAGAAUGAAAAGACAAUGAAGAAAACCGAAACAAGAUCUUUCGUUACAAAAUAUUUUACAAUGCCGACAUGUCAUGCCACAUUGGACUAUAAGUGCAAUUGAUAUUGUAAAUUGCACGUAUUGCAUUUUGAUAACAUUUUGAUAAUUUAUCAAUGGAAUAUUCGGCUGAAUUCCCACCGUGCUUCAUUAAAAAUUGAAAAAUCACGCAACUCUUAUUAAAACAUAUUUGAUAUUUUGACAUUUAAUUUUAUAUUUAAUUAUGACAUUCAGAGCAUUUUUGGUAUAUGCACUUUUCUUCAUCAACAUAAAAAUUUUCAAACAUUUUUUUAAUUUAUUUUUAAGUAUUCAUUGCUCUCUCAUCAUCAGUAAAAAUCAUCAUGUCUUAAUUUAAUUUCUAAUUGUUUAUUCUCAUUUAAUUAUUAAUUGAGACUGAUCAUGCAAUAUUGCAAUAAUUCAUGAUUCUCUGAUAAUUUAAUAAUUAAUUUAAUCACACAUAUAAAAAUACUUAAUUUGUAAUAAUAAAUGUGCGGGUAUAAAAAAUUCGUCUCAAUGGGAUUAUUCUAUUUUUAUUAUUAUAUUUAAUUAAUUUAUGCGCUUGCGUGACUUUUCGAUCAUUUUGCUUAAUGUUAGAUUAAUAUGUUUAUGCAUGUUCGUAGCCAUUUCGCGCAAGUUCACACGCGAAUUUAUAAUCAAUUUCCAAGAUAUUUUUUUAUCUAUUCACCGUGGAUGUUCUCUGAAUCUUUCAUACCUACAUGCACGACAGCGAAUAUUUGAUUAAAUGCCACUAAUUUCGUAAAAGUCAUAAAAAUAUAACUAAUUGUCAAGUAUUGUGAUCACACAUACGUGACAUUUAAUCCAUCUACAUACAUUUAACGCACUUUCGUAACAGUAUGUAUUUCUUUUAUAAAUGAAAGU
Molecule: messenger RNA, 2507 nt
Organism: Cataglyphis hispanica
Lineage: Eukaryota; Metazoa; Arthropoda; Insecta; Hymenoptera; Formicidae
Product: aquaporin AQPAn.G-like
Exons: 6
Coding region: 284-1075 (263 amino acids)
Biological process (GO): transmembrane transport
Cellular component (GO): plasma membrane
Molecular function (GO): water channel activity
Source: RefSeq, a predicted model, not a curated record